UCGGUGCUCGACCUGUCACUACAGUAUGCUCGCCGGUGAUCCUUUUCUUCUCCCAAACGUUAAUUAUACGUAUACUGGAUUGUUUUAAUGGGAUGGUAUUCGUUUUGCACAGCAGAAAUUUUGGUCGUUUUCGUCGGGUUGACUUUCUUCCAUUCAAGGAGAAUAAGCACUUCUUGUCCCGCAAAUAUGUAUUCAGUAGUAACUACUUUGCAGUCAGAUCUGUGCUUGAACGCUUUAAUUGCUUAUCUCGCAGUCUUCUCUAUGUGCUACUUUUGAUGGACAUCUGUGCGUUAGGUUUUGAGGUUGAUUUCGUGUUGUUGAAGUUGAACACAACAUGAAAAAAAGGUCAUUGUCCGUAGGUUCUCAUUCAACCCUUUUUACCUUUCAAUAAUUUUCUGGUCAUUAUCAUUAUAUCAAUGCCUUGUAUGCUGAUUGCAGUCUCGGUAUAUAUGUGCAAAAAAUGAUAAAUAAUGGGCGUUCUUAUUUUCACUUUCCAGAACAUACUGUCUCAUGUAAUUGCAAAUGGAUUGCCAGACAAAUACAACAAAGGAUGACCUGGAGCGCAUGCUAUAUGAUGACACCGCUGAGCCCAAGGCCCUGCCACUAUCACUUUUGGCAGAGAUUACAAAUGGUUUCUCUGCUGAGCACCAAAUUGGCGAAGGUGGGUUUGCAGUGAUCUACCAGGGAAUACUCAAGAAUGGAAAGGUCGCUGUGAAGAGGCUGUCCAAUAAGCUUAUGGAUGACAAGGAGUUCCUCCGGGAAGUUGAAUGUCUCAUGACGGUGAAGCACAAAAAUGUAGUACGGUUUCUGGGUUAUUGUGCAGACACGCAAGGAAGUAUGGAGUUAUACAAUGGCAAACUCGUCAUGGCGAGUGUAAUGCAAAGAUUGCUUUGCUUCGAGUAUCUAUCGAAAGGGAGUCUUGAUCAGUACAUCACUGAUGCAUCUUGUGGUCUUGAGUGGAGAAACCGCUAUAAAAUUAUAGAAGGAAUUUCUCAUGGGUUACAUUAUCUUCAUCAGAAAUACAUCCUCCACUUAGAUCUAAAGCCCGCCAAUAUAUUGUUGGAUGAUGAUUGGGUGCCGAAGAUUUCUGAUUUCGGUCUCUCAAGGUUCUUUCAUGAAAAUCAAAGCCGAGCUAUUACUGCAAAUAUAGGUGGAACACUGGGGUAUUUGCCACCGGAAUUUUGUAACGGAGAAAUCACAUACCUGUUUGAUCGUUUUAGUCUAGGUGUAAUAUUCAUGGAGUUACUAACUGGAAAGAAGGGAUAUCACGAUGUUGACAAUGUAGUUGAAAGUUGGAGUAACAGGUUGGAGGAAUCAUGGGGCGACAUACAGUUGGAACAAGUACGAGUAUGUGCUGAGAUAGGAAUAGAAUGCACGGACUCCAACCCAGCGAAGAGACCUAACAGUACACAACAUAUAAUCGAUAGACUUGAUGAAACAGGAAGUAUGGAUGGCUACAUCGAAGCUGGCAAGAUAACUUCACAUCAGGAAGAAAAUUCUUCGAACAAACUACAUCAAGAUAUGCCUAAGGACCUAGGAGAGACAAGCCCUCAGAAUUUCUCAUUUUCCUGGCCAACAAAUUUAAUCAUGGAUCAAACGGCACCAGCACAAAUGUCUGAGGUGGUACUCCCUGCUUUGACAAAGAUUGGCUCCAUUUUAGGCGAUGAAUCCACCAUGGUCAUCAUAGCUAACCUCUCAAAAAAGGUUACCAAUCUGACGAAACUGCCAGGACAGGUUGAGCAAAUAGGAAAGCAACUGGAAAAGAUGGGCAUUGCUAUUGGUAAAAUAAGCACAGUGCACCUCGCUGACGGAAUUACAAAGAGUUGGAUUGGGGAGGUCCGUAAAUUGGCUUGUCGUGUUGAGGAUGUAAUGGAUAAAUUCUCAUACCAUGUUGCUAAGCUCAAAGGAGGAGGGUUACUGAAGAAAUUUGCCAUGAAGCGAGCUUGUUAUGACAAAGUUUUCACUGAAAUUAUGGAUGAGGUGGCUGAGGUGGACAAGGAGAUCCAGCUGGUUAUACAGAUGAGAGACCAGUGGUUGAAGCCCUGCAAAGACAGCUUCCCGGUUUUUAUCCAAGAUGAAGGUUUCGUUGGAAUUGAAGACAACAGGAUAUUGCUGACCAGAUGGCUGUACUCCAAAGAGCCCGAGAGCACAGUAAUAACAGUAUCUGGCAUGGGUGGGCUGGGAAAAUCCACCCUGGUGUCAAAUGUGUAUGAACGUGAAAAAAUCAGCUUCUCCGUACAUGCAUGGAUCGCUGUGUCACAAAUUUACAAUGUUGAUGCUCUCUUCAGAAAGCUACUGUGGAAGAUUGGAUAUACUGAACAACCAUCGUCGCUAGGCAUUGACAAAAUGGACGUGAAUGCCUUGAAAAAGGAGAUACAGAAGAGAUUUGAAAAUAGAAAAUAUUUGAUUGUAAUUGAUGAUGUGUGGGAGAAAGAGAUAUAUAUGCAAAUGCAUGAUGCUUUUGAGAAUCUCCAAGGGAGUCGCAUUAUCAUUACGACACGGAAGGACGAUGUUGCAAAAAUUUCUUCUCCCACCCGUCACCUUGAGCUCCGGCCGUUGAAUAAGCCUGAUGCAUUUGACCUCUUCUGCAGAAGGGCAUUUUGCAACCACAAGGGACACAUGUGCCCGAAGAAUCAUGAGAUGAUUGCUACUGCUAUAGUUGACAGAUGUCGUGGUAUGCCGCAAGCAAUUGUUACCAUUGGCAGUAUGUUGUCUUUUCGACAAGAGCUAGACAUUUGGCAACAAACAUACUAUCAGCUUCUCAAGUUGUCCACUGAUGAUCAUGUGCGAGAUAUUAUAAAUCUAUGCUACCAUGACCUAUCAGGAGACGUGAGAAACUGCUUGGUGUACUGCAGUCUGUUCCCUGGAGACCACCCCAUGUCACGUGACAGCCUUGUGAGGCUGUGGGUUGCGGAAGGUUUUGUGCCGAGUAAAGGAAAUAACGCACCAGAGGUGGUGGUUGAGGGAAUUCUCAUGGAAUUGAUCCACCGCAAUAUGCUUGAGGUGGUGGAGAUUGAUGAGCUUGGUAGGGUCACCACCUGUAAGAUGCAUGAUAUUGUGCGUGAACUGGCUUUUUCUUUUGCUGAAGAGGAGAGAUAUGCUUCUGCAAAUGACUACGGCACAAUGAUACAGAUUGAUAGGGAUGUUCGCCGGCUGUCGUUAUGUGGAUGGAAAGACAGCAGUGCGCUGAAACUUAAGUUCCCACGUCUUCGAACAGUAGUGUCUCUCGGAUUAAUUUCAUCCUCUCCUGACAUGUUAUCUUCUAUUUUGUCUGUAUCCAACUACCUUACUGUACUUGAGCUUCAAGACUCUGAAAUCACUGAAGUUCCAGCAACCAUAGGGUCUCUGUUUAAUCUACGUUACAUUGGGUUACGGCGCACCAAGGUCAAGUCACUUCCAGACUCUAUCGAGAAUCUAUCUAACCUCCAAACCCUAGAUAUUAAGCAAACUAAAAUAGAGAAGCUUCCGCGGGGGCUUGUGAGGAUCAGGAAGCUCAGGCACCUUAUUGCCGAUAGAUAUGCUGACGAGAAGCAGUCAGAGUUUCGGUAUUUUGUUGGAAUGCAAGCACCUAAAGAGCUGUCCAACUUGGAAGAACUGCAAACUCUCGAGACUGUGGAGUCCAGCAAUGACUUGGCUGAGCAGCUGAAGAAACUGAUGCAACUAAGAAGUGUCUGGAUUGACAACAUAAGUGCUGCGCACUGUGCAAAUCUGUUUGCUACCCUGUCAACUAUGCCGUUUCUUUCAAGCCUUCUUCUUUCUGCAAGGGAUGAGAAUGAGGCACUUAGCUUCAAGGCUCUCAACCCAAGGUCUACAGCUCUACACAGGUUGAUUAUCAGAGGGCAAUGGGCCAAGGGCACAUUAAAUUGCCCGAUCUUUCUCAGCCAUGGAAAAAACCUCAAGUAUUUAGCUCUAAGCUGGUGUCAUCUCGCAGAAGAUCCACUGGGGAUGCUCGCACCCCACAUGCCAAACCUCGCAUAUCUCAGGCUUAACAACAUGCAUAGUCCAAGUACUUUGGUUCUUUAUGAAGGCUCAUUUCCGAACCUGAAGACACUUGUCUUGAAGCACAUGCAUGAUGUCAGACAGCUAAACAUCAUCGAUGGUGCUCUUCCGUCUAUUGAAGGUCUGUACGUUGUGUCGCUGCUGAAUCUGGAUAAGAUCCCUCAAGGCAUUGAAUCACUUCACUCCCUGAAGAAGCUCUGGUUGGUCGGCUUGCACAAGGAUUUCAGAAGUCAGUGGCUCAGUAGCGGAAUGCACCAAAAGAUACAGCAUGUUCUAGAGGUUCGUGUCUAGAUGAUGCAGGCCGGUUCUGUCUGCAUGGAGUGGUGUUCUUGUACGGUGCGUCACCCCGAUAAGGUUUUGAUUAUGGACAUUUCAGCAUCACCUCGUUACUACCUCUGUUUUUGAUGGAACCUCAGAGGACGGGGAGCUCUCGCAUUGCAUUAUAAGAAGAGGGAAAAUAAUCCGGUUAAUAAGGGAAACCGGACCCAAAGACCAUACAAUACAUGGUGAAUUAAGAAAAACCGGCGAAAACCACACACCACACAACUACAAGAAGAUGGAAUA
Lolium rigidum is the source of this 4563-nucleotide messenger RNA. RefSeq names its product disease resistance protein RPM1-like. Gene Ontology annotation, biological process: defense response to other organism; protein phosphorylation. Gene Ontology annotation, molecular function: protein kinase activity; ATP binding; ADP binding. Lineage: Eukaryota; Viridiplantae; Streptophyta; Magnoliopsida; Poales; Poaceae. The transcript is spliced from 8 exons. Bases 523 to 4290 code for a protein of 1255 amino acids. The record is from RefSeq and is a predicted model, not a curated record.